AAAUAUAAAAAGAGAACCGACACUUGACUCCUUUUUUUCCUUACCUUCGUCGUGUAGUACGACUUUGGUUUUCUCCCAUACCAUAUGGCGACAGUCAGCGAGAAGGAGAACCUGGCUACUCUCCCCAAGGACACGGAACACGGAAAACGCAGUUCUGUGUCCUUCGAGGACGAGAAGAAGGAUAUCUCGAUAGCCGAAUUCGAUGGUCUUCAAACAGGCGAAGUUUUUGCCGACGCACGAAUUAUCGACUUGGACGACAAUGGGAAGGAACGGCCUAUCACUACCGACGUUGAUGUGGCCACACGCCUUAUCUCGUUAGAAGACGACCCGACACUCCCAUGUUUUACCUUCCGAAUGUGGAUCUUGGGUAUCGGUCUCUCAUGCUUCGGUGCUGUUCUCGGCCAGAUCUUUUACUUCCGUCCACAAACUGUCUACGUUAGCCCGCUGUUCCUGCAAAUUAUUGCCUACAUCUUGGGUGUCGGAUUGGAAGUCAUCAUCCCAGGUCCUGGAAAUGAGUUUUCAAAACUGAAGACUGCUGAUACCGCUUUUUGGAGGUUCUUCAAUCCUGGACCGUUCAACCUUAAGGAGCAUGUCGCUAUUACCAUCUUCGCCUCAACGGCUUCGGAAUCCGCAUUGGCUAUCAGCAUUUUUGCCGCUGACUCUUUGUACUACAACAUUUCGCCCAACCCAGGAGUCGGUAUCUUCACGUUGAUCGGCAGCCAACUCCUCGGAUACGGAAUGGGAGGACUGAUGAGAUCGUUCCUUGUCUAUCCUACAUAUAUUGUGUUCCCGAAUCUGCUACCCACCGUUCAGCUCUUCGACGCACUCCACCGAGGGAAAAAGUUCUUCCUUCAGAAGAAGCGGGUCAGGUUGUUCUGGGGAGUUUUCGUGGCAAUUUUUGUGUGGGAGUGGUUCCCCGAAUAUAUAGCCCCGACGCUCACCGGUAUCAGUAUAUUCUGCCUGGCUAGGCAGCAUAGUCCCUGGGUCACCCGAAUUUUCGGCGGUGCAGCUGGAAAUGAGGGAUUAGGAAUGUUCGCAUUUUGCUUUGACUGGAAUUAUGUCGGAUCAGGUGGAUCCAGUUUGGGAGCCUUGUUCACACCCUUCUCCACACAGCUGAGUCUUUAUUUUGGUGUCAUGAUCUGCAUAAUUGCGACGUGUACCGUCUACGCAACCAAUGCAUGGAGGGCUCAAACGUUCCCGUUCUUAUCUCAGGAAUUGUUUACAGAUAAUGGAUCGGCUUAUGAUCAAUUAGCGAUCCUGGAUGAGAAUCUCCGACUUGACCCCACAAAACUGGAGGAACAGGGACUCCCAUGGUUUGCGGGUGCUCAGGUUCUGUAUCGCCUGGGUACAAAUCUUGCAAUUGGUGCCACUUUCACGCAUGUGGGGUUAUGGUACGGACAGGAGAUUCGAGGAGCUAUCAACAUGUACCGCACGGGUAACCAUCAGGAUCCGCACAUGCAGAAAAUGCAGGUCUAUAAGGAAGUACCGAUGCUGUGGUAUGCGGCAGUCCUUCUCGGUAGCUUUGCUAUGGCUAUGGCUACCAUCUACACCGGCCACUCUGAUUUGCCUUGGUGGGGACUGAUCGUCGCGCUCCUGUUUGCGGGGAUUUUCCUUCCUUUCGUCGUGGUGGUGUACGCUAUUACAGGUUUCGUCCCGGAUUCGCAGGGUUUAAUUCAGAUUCUUGGUGCAAUUAUUAUGCCCGGAAGCCCUCAAAGGAACAUGUACUUCACGCUUUAUGGCUACAAUACCGUUCUUCAAGCCCGUGGCUUGAUUCGAGAUCUGAAGAUGGGGCAAUACACCAAACUCCCGCCACGAGUGACGUUCACUGUUCAGUCGCUGGGUGCCAUUAUUGGAGGUCUUUUGAAUUACGUGAUCAUGAAAGUUAUCAUCGACACGCAUCGUGAGAUCUUGCUCGACGUACAAGGUUCCAAUGUGUGGUCUGGUCAACAAGUCCAGUCCUUCAACUCUGAUGCCGUAACUUGGGGUGCUCUUAGCGAUCAAUUGUAUACUCCCAAAGGACGUUACGGAAUCUUGCCACUCGCCAUCAUUAUCGGAUUAUUCGUUCCAAUCCCCUUCUAUAUAGCUCACCGCCUGUUCCCGAAGAUCCGCGCGGACAAAGUGGUAACCCCAAUCUUAUGUUGGGCUCUUGGAUAUCUCAGCGUUGGGAUCAACACUUCUAUCUUCACGACGUUCUGCUUGGCUGUGUUCUCACAGUACUACUUGAGGGUUUAUCGACCUAAAUGGUUUAGGAAGUACAACUUCUUGAUGUCGGCAGCUUUGGAUGGAGGAACUCAGGUUAUGGUGUUCGUGUUCACGUUUGCGGUUGGGGGUGGAAGUGGAAAGGUUGUUGAGUUCCCGCGAUGGGCAUUGAAUCCGGAGGGCAAUCCAGAUUACUGUAUGAGGUUGACUUGA
Molecule: messenger RNA, 2412 nt
Organism: Marasmius oreades (fairy-ring Marasmius)
Lineage: Eukaryota; Fungi; Basidiomycota; Agaricomycetes; Agaricales; Marasmiaceae
Exons: 28
Coding region: 85-2412 (775 amino acids)
Biological process (GO): transmembrane transport
Molecular function (GO): oligopeptide transmembrane transporter activity
Source: RefSeq, a predicted model, not a curated record